Fonsecaea multimorphosa CBS 102226 is the source of this 1659-nucleotide messenger RNA. RefSeq lists its product as uncharacterized. Gene Ontology annotation, cellular component: membrane. The transcript has a single exon. Bases 1 to 1659 code for a protein of 552 amino acids. Gene Ontology annotation, biological process: transmembrane transport; carbohydrate transport. NCBI's taxonomy places the organism in Eukaryota, Fungi, Ascomycota, Eurotiomycetes, Chaetothyriales, Herpotrichiellaceae. Gene Ontology annotation, molecular function: carbohydrate:proton symporter activity. The record is from RefSeq and is a predicted model, not a curated record.
AUGGAGGAGAGCAAGAAGAAUGUUCACAAUGUCGAGGACGUUGAGAAGGUCACAACACAGGACGGACAUGAGCGAGUCAUCGCCGUCGAGGACAAGAACGCGCAGUUGGUCGCUAAGGUUGAUCAGUCGCUGAUCGACAUCGCCGCCGAAGCCACUGACUUGGAGCAUAAGCUGAGCGUCAGCGAGGCUCUGAAGAUCUACUGGAAAGGAGUCGUGUACACUAGUAUCAUCACUCUUACCAUCAUCAUGCGCGUGUACGACAUUGUCAUCAUCAACAGUUUCUUCGCCUUGCCUGCCUUUCGCGACAAAUUUGGUCACGACGUCCCAGGCAGUGGCAAGCAAAUCUCAGCCCCAUGGCAAGCUGCCCUGGGCAAUGCCAGCUUGGUUGGACAAGUCAUUGGAGCUUUCACAGUGGCAUAUCCGAUGGAAUAUAUUGGUCGGCGCUGGACCCUGAUCUUCUCCCUGAUCGGGACAGCGGGCUUCACCUUUAUGCAGUUCUUCGCACCCUCUAUCCAGGUCCUAACUGCCUCUGAAUACCUUUCUGGAGUCAUCUGGGGUUUCUACCAGGUUUUGAUCCCCACAUAUUCCUCCGAACUGCUCCCGACAACGCUCAGACCCUACCUCGCCGGCUACAUCAACCUGGCCUACGCCGUAGGGAACCUGAUCCUGAGUGGUAUCACUGAAAGCUUCGAUACCUGGACUACCGACUGGGGAUACAGAAUACCGUUCGCCCUACAGUGGAUAUGGCCAGCUAUUAUCCUACCGUCUCUAUUCUUCACUCCCGAGUCGCCAUGGUGGCUGGUGCGCAAGGGGCGGAUGGAAGAGGCUGAAAAGGCACUGAGACGCUUGAGUAGCGACUCUCCAAAGAUCAACACGCAAAGAACCCUGGCCAUGAUGCAAAAGACGAUCUUAUACGAGAAACAUGUCGAGAAGGACUCUAGCAUUUGGCAGUGCUUCAAAGGUGCUAGUCUUCGACGCACAGAGAUCGUCAUCAUGAUUUUCUUCUGUCAGGACUUUGCUGGAUUUGCCACGAAUACCACCUACUUCUUCGAGCAGCUCAAUGUCACAACCCAACAAGCAUUCGACAUCUCUAUCGGUAACAGCGCCCUAGGCGUCGUCUGCGCUGUUCUUUCCGCGUUCUUGCUUAGAUACUUUGGGCGUCGGAAUGUAUUCGUCAUUGGUAUGGGGCUCAUCGUCAUCUUCGAAUGGUUGGUCGCCAUCCUCGCCUGCGCGCCCAACUAUCACAAUAGACCCGCCGUUUCCGGAGCACAGGUUGCUAUUACCAUGCUUUCCACCAUUGCCCUACAACUGACUAUCGGACCACUGACAUACACCAUUCUAACUGAAGUGCCUUCGGCGAGACUGCGGGCUAAGACUGUGGGCAUUGCCAUUGCCGUUGACGCUUGCUGCGGUAUCGUCACCAGUACAGCAAGCCCAUACCUCAUCAACCCCGGAGAGGCGAAUCUCGCUGGGAAGAGCAAUUUCGUGUGGGGCUCACUCUCUAUCAUUAGCUUCCUGUGGUGUUUCUUCAGGCUACCAGAGACGAAGCACAGGACGGUCGAGGAAAUCGACUACAUGUUCGAACAUCGGCUCAAGACAAGGGAGUUCAAGAACUAUCAAAUUGACGAAGACACUCUGAAGAACGAUUUGGUGGAGUAA